Messenger RNA from Bipolaris oryzae ATCC 44560, 1923 nucleotides. RefSeq lists its product as uncharacterized. Bases 1 to 1923 code for a protein of 640 amino acids. Gene Ontology annotation, cellular component: endomembrane system; membrane. Lineage: Eukaryota; Fungi; Ascomycota; Dothideomycetes; Pleosporales; Pleosporaceae. The transcript has a single exon. The record is from RefSeq and is a predicted model, not a curated record.
AUGCUUGUCCAAGGUGGAAUGAAGUAUCUCAUGCCACAAGCCCAACAGACUGCGCCCUCCGCCGCCGACCCGUCCCAACCCGGAGCCGUCGCCCAAGCAUCUGGCAAUGUUGUGAUACCUGCCUGGGAACAGCGUCCCCAAUCCCUCGCACCUGGCGUUCAAUGGAGCCAUAUACCCUAUGCUGUCGCACCCAUGUGGCCUGUUGGCACUGAAAUGGACAUUGCCAUGUACAUCUCACCCUCCAUCGCCAUGCCGCCACUCAAGUCCAUGCCCAAAGAGUCGCUCUUGAUCAACGAGAAGAACUUCAAGUAUGGAGAUUACAGCGAGAACAGAGAAAUCGACAUUGAAUUUAAAGUGCCCAAGGAGGUACAGCGCAACGCGACGCUCCUUGCUCACUUCUAUGUGGCGCAGAGCGGCAGUGUGCUUGAUCCCACGCAACCAGGCUACGACACCGCAAAGGCUUACCACUUCAUUCGACCCUUGUCGCAAUACCAGCCCAAGAAGAAGAUUGCAAAGACGAGGAACUUGCUAAGCGACAUGCCCGAGAAAACUGAGGUUGAGACGGAAGAGGAGAAGAACGCGCCCAAGAUUGUAGCUAACUACUACCACCCCAACUUCACCGUAUCCCUCAUUCCCGACUCAGGCACUAUGCAGUUCGCCGUUAUGCAUCCUGGCCCCCGAAAGUACAUUACGCUUGAAGCGACUGGUGCGCGGGAUGAGACGGGUCAGCACGGCUGGUACUACCCCAUUGUCUUCACAAACACAUUUUGGCAGCUCAAAAAGGACAUGAUUGAGGUCAACGAAACCGUCACUACCCUUCCACUUCACGUAAAGCUCAACAACUAUGCUCACUGGAAAUUCAACAUCUUCGCCGCCGUUGACGAGAACCUCAACGCCAAUGCCCGAGCUGCGGCCGCCGGUCAGUCUACACCUGGAGGUGGCGACGGCUCUGAGAUGGAAAUGUUCAAGGAGAUCAUCAUCGACAGCAACUCGUACCUUCUUGCCGUUACAGCCGUGGUAUCCGUCCUCCACAUGAUCUUCGAGAUGCUCGCCUUCAAGAACGACGUGCAGCACUGGCGCAAGAAAAAGGACAACGUCGGCACCUCUGUCCGUACCAUCCUCGCAAACGUCGUCAUGCAAGCCAUCAUCUUCCUCUACCUCAUCGACAACAAUGAAAACACCUCAUACAUGAUUCUCUUCGGCCAAGGCAUGGGCAUGGCCAUCGAAGCCUGGAAAAUCACUAAAUCCGUAAACGUCCGCGUCCGCCCUACCGCCCCGGGUUCCCUCCUCCCUUACACCAUCGUCUUCGAAGAUAAGCACGUCCUCUCCGAGACCGAAAAGAAGACGGAGGAAUACGACGCCAUUGCCUUCAAAUACCUCUACAUGGUCGCUAUCCCCUUGCUUGUCGCAUACGCAAUCUACUCCCUCAUGUACGAAUCCCACAAGUCAUGGUACUCCUUCAUCAUCACCACGCUCGUCGGCUCCGUCUACGCAUACGGCUUCCUCAUGAUGGUCCCCGCCCUCUACAUCAACUACAGACUCCAGUCCGUAGCCCACAUGCCCGGCCGCGCAAUGACGUACAAGUUCCUCAACACCUUCAUUGACGACUUGUUCGCCUUUACAAUCAAGAUGCCCACCUUACAUCGUCUGGCCACCCUCCGUGACGACGUCAUUUUCUUUGUCUAUCUGUUUCAGACGUGGAAGUACAAGGUUGAUUAUAACCGUGUUAAUGAGUUUGGGCAGGGAGGUGAUGAUGAGGAGGUCGAGGAGAAGGAUGCGAAUAAGCCGCUUGCAGCGCAUCCGGAUGGUGAUAAGUCGUUGAAGGUGCCCGAUGCAAAGAAGGUCGAGGACGUGGCCAAGGAGAAGGAGCAGGCGGCUGCUACGGGCAGUGAGAAGAAGGGUAAAGCGACCAAGAGGAAGUAG